Messenger RNA from Colletotrichum orchidophilum, 834 nucleotides. RefSeq names its product GANP/Nin1/mts3/eIF-3 p25 family protein. The transcript is spliced from 2 exons. NCBI's taxonomy places the organism in Eukaryota, Fungi, Ascomycota, Sordariomycetes, Glomerellales, Glomerellaceae. The record is from RefSeq and is a predicted model, not a curated record. Gene Ontology annotation, cellular component: proteasome regulatory particle, lid subcomplex; cytosol; proteasome regulatory particle. Gene Ontology annotation, biological process: proteasome-mediated ubiquitin-dependent protein catabolic process. Bases 1 to 834 code for a protein of 277 amino acids.
AUGGCGGACCGCAACCUCCAACAGGUCCUCACCCAGCUCAAGACCAAGGGCUCCUCCCUCCCCUACGCCGAGUCCUCCGCCCUCCUUUCCAAAGCCAAGCUCCACCUCCUCCAGCUCAACGCCCUCACCCCCUCGAACCCAAAGACGUCGCCCCAGCUCCUCGGCCUCGCCCGCGAGACAUACGAGCUGGGCGCCCUCGCCUCCAUCCGCGCAAAGAACCCGGACGCCUUCACCCGCUACGUCCAGCAGCUCCAGCCCUUUUACGAGCUUCCCUCCAAUGUCCUGGCCCCCAACCUGCCCGAGCGGAACAAGGUCACCGGCCUCUACCUGCUCCUGCUCCUGACCCAAGGUCGCUACGCCGAGUUCCACUCCGAGCUCGAGAGCCUCGCAAACCGCGAGGGCGGCGGCGAUAGCAGCGCCGUGGAGAGCGACAAGUACCUGGGCUACCCGAUUCGUCUGGAGAGGUGGUUGAUGGAGGGAAGCUACGACCGCGUGUGGAACGCUCUGAAAAGCCGUGAGGUACCCAGCGAGGAGUACGGUGUGUUCUCAGAGAUUCUUACUUAUCAAAUCCGCUCCGAAAUCGCCUCAAGCAGCGAGCGCGCAUACCCCAGCCUGCCCAUCAGCUCCGCAAAGUCGCUCCUCUUCCUUGACUCCGAGGGCGAUGUCAUUUCUUUCGCUCAGCAGCGGGGCUGGAUCUUGAAGGAAGGCCACAUUUUCUUCCCCGACACUGCUGAGGGCGUUGCCGCAGAGGACGGCACCACCGAGAAGGAAAUGAGCCAGAUGGUGAUAGAGAACGCGCUGGGAUAUGCCAGGGAAUUGGAGACCAUUGUGUAA